Magnusiomyces paraingens is the source of this 2115-nucleotide messenger RNA. RefSeq lists its product as uncharacterized. Bases 1 to 2115 code for a protein of 704 amino acids. The record is from RefSeq and is a predicted model, not a curated record. The transcript is spliced from 3 exons. Lineage: Eukaryota; Fungi; Ascomycota; Dipodascomycetes; Dipodascales; Dipodascaceae.
AUGUCUCAGAGUAAAAACAGGGAUGAAGUUUUUACUUCGGUGAAGAGAUUGAAUAUUAAGAAUGCAGAUUGGGAAAAGUUUGACAAGGAGCUUUCUUCUGCCAUUAAAGAUUUUAAUGUGCAUAACAAAACUCUAAAAUCAACUGACCAAAUUGAUGACCAAGCUAAAGUUCUUGAGGAGGUUGUAAAAAGAGCAAUGGCAAAAAAAGAAGAUGGAACUCUCACUACUACUGUUGACGAAAAAAGACAUGAAAUAUGGAAGGCACUUCUACCUGAAAUUGAUCAUGGUCUUGAUAGAGAGUUUGAAAUUGACGACGAUUCUCGAUGGCCAAAAUUAGAGUUUGAUGAAGUUGACUCUGCAUUGGCUGAUACCCCAAAUGAUAAAGCUCCAGGAGACGAUGGAAUUACUGGCAAAGUUUUAAAGAUGGCAUGGCUGAAUAAAGACUUUAAGGAAAGGUUUUUCAAGCUUCUCCAAGCUUGUGUGAAGUUUGGAUACCACCCAAAAGUCUGGAGACAUGGCAUUAUUGUUGUUAUACCUAAACCUAAGAAACCUGACUAUUCAAAGCCAAGAGCAUACCGACCAAUUUCCUUACUUAAGAUUCCAUCUAAAGUACUGGAAAAAAUUAUACAAAAAAGAAUGACCAAGCUUACAACACACUUACUUCCACCAGAGCAAUAUGGGGGAAGACAAGGUUAUUGUGCUACUGAUGCUGUUUUGGAACUUGUCCAAAGAAUUGAAACUAGUAAAGAAAAAAUUUCAGCUAUGCUCAUUGAUAUUCAAGGAGCUUUUGAUAAUGUCAACAGAAAUUUAUUGGCAGACACAAUGGAGGAUAUGAAACUACCCAAAGCACUUAUAAACUGGACAUACCAAUUUGUAAGUGAAAGAGAAGCUAGUAUGCUCAUGGACCGAAGAAAAGGAUCAGUGCAAAAAAUUAGUACUGGAAUUCCGCAAGGCUCACCUAUUUCACCACUACUUUUUUUGAUAUAUUCCACACCAAUGUAUCAUGCCAUUAAAGAAUGGGGUGGAACUCCUUUUGGCUUUAUUGAUGAUGUGACUAUUACCGUUGAAGGUAAAAUUGAAGAAAAUACCAAAAGCUUAAGCAACAUAUUAGAAAAAUGUUGUAAUUGGGCUAAAUCAAGAAUGACCAAAAUUGAUUUGGGUGAUAAAUUGGGUUUUAUUCAUUUUACAAAAAAUGUGAAACCUAAAGAUGAGAAAGUGCAACUUACUUUACCUAAUGGAGAACUUCGUGAACCCCAGAAGGAAGUUAAAUUGCUUGGAAUUACUUUGAACAAUCUGCUUGAUUUUAAAUCUCAUAUUUUGAAUAAAAUCAAUAAAGCAAGAAAAGCUGUUGGUGCUAUUUGGCAUCUUGGUGGCGUGCAAAAAAGAAGAAUUGUUGGUGCUUAUCGCACAACUCCUAUUGCGGUAUUACAAAAGGAAGCUGGUAUUAUGCCAUAUAGUAUUAGGCUAAAAUUUAUGGUGGCACGAAAAGCUAUUCGUUUACACCUAAAUAUUAGCAAAACUAAUCCUAUUAAUGGUCAUUUGUUAACAUUGAUUGAGAAAUCUCCAAUUGCAAAGCUAACCACGCUUUACAUGUUGGCGAAAGAUGAUAGAGACUAUAUGAUUAAAAAGGAUGAAAAACGAAAAUGCAAGAGGGUUGAACCUCUUACACUGAAACAACAACAAAAUCAGACGAUUGGAAUUUUGAAGAAACAAGCAAUGGAAGAAUGGCAAGAAAUGUAUUGGAACAGCAGUAAGGAUCUGUGGUAUCAUAAUAUCACAGUGGAGUCGAAAUGUACUGAUAAUCUUUCCAAAAUGGUUACGGGAGUGAUCAUGAAGAAAGAUAGUCGAAGGAUCUUGAGUAAUAUUACUCAGUUUCGCACAGGCCAUGGCAACUUUGGCGCAUGGUUUAAAAAGUUUGGAAUUGAAAAGGAUAGUUACAACUGCAAAUGUGGAGAGCUGGAAACAGUUCAUCACAUUUUAGUUGAGUGUCCUUUGCUUGAAGAGGAAAGAAAAGGACUGAAACGGAUAUCUCCAGAGAUGGACAUGUCGACUCUCUUAAACAGUUUAACUGGCUUACAAGAGAUUGUAAGCUUUAUCUCUGCUUGGAGGGAUUAA